AUGGACGACACAGAAAGUACAACUACAUCAGCCGACGAAAAUACAGGCAAUUUGUGUGACAAUCCUACAAGAGACACGUUAGCAGAAGGAUUAUUAGGGCUCCUGAAACCUACUGUAGACCAACUCGACGAUCGCGUUAGAGCUACGAGAAUCUCACAAUUGGAGUUGAAGCAACAGAUAGAUUCUUUAAAUGAAGAACUACUUAAAGUUAGAGAGGCUCUUAAUAAUCAUCCAGAUUUAGAUCCGUAUGUGAAGAAACUUAUAGCUUGUAAACACAAAGUCACUGUUGUACUUAAUGUUUUACAAGCAUCUCAAGAUAGAUUAAAUGAAAUAAGACGGAUGGUGAACAAAGAGAAAAGUGUAAGGAAAGUUGCCGAAACACCAUCAGAACCAGAACAGAGUACAAGCAGCGGUAUAACUGCUCAGGGUAGCAUUAACUAA
Messenger RNA from Danaus chrysippus (African queen), 441 nucleotides. The record is from the annotation of a GenBank genome assembly. NCBI's taxonomy places the organism in Eukaryota, Metazoa, Arthropoda, Insecta, Lepidoptera, Nymphalidae.